AUGAUGAUGUAUGGGUGGUCAGGUGAUGAUGUCUUCGUGCCCAAGUUGGGGAGAACGUCAGCUGCGGCGCGAGCUGCGUGCCAGCCAGUCAUCCUUCGUAUUCGUGCGUGCGACAGAGGGCGAGCUCUUCGCUCCGAGUCUCUUUUCUCUCCGGCUGGGGGGUCGUCGUUCGCCCAUUGCCCAUUGCGAAGGGAUUAUUCGCUGCCUGGGCGAGGACGGGCUGGCGAGUGGGCGGCGGGAUGGCUGGCUGGGAUGCAUGAGGCGGCGACGGCGGCGGUGGCAUGCUGCGACAUGGAUGGAUGA
This is a messenger RNA of Purpureocillium lilacinum, 303 nucleotides long. The record is from RefSeq and is a predicted model, not a curated record. NCBI's taxonomy places the organism in Eukaryota, Fungi, Ascomycota, Sordariomycetes, Hypocreales, Ophiocordycipitaceae.